AUGCCCAAAAACACCUACAACAAGCAUGACCAUGCAUCCUGGCACCUGGCCAACGUGGGCACGGUCGCCGGUGCCACCCUGCCCAUGCCAAACCCCAUGGGUGGGAUACAGAAUGCUCAGGCGGCGUACAGUAAGCGCCAGUAUCAGGAUAGUUAUCGUUCGGGCAUGAAGCAAGCCGUAUUGAAUGAGGACGCGGCAAACCAGAGACACCGGGAAAUGCAGACUGAUCAAGUGCGGGCGUCGGAAAUGACCUAUGGAAAGAAUGGCUAUACCAAAGAGAACGGGUAUCAUCUGGAUAAAGAUGGCAGGAUGUAUUAUGAUGGUUCCAAACAGUGA
Molecule: messenger RNA, 336 nt
Organism: Aspergillus campestris IBT 28561
Lineage: Eukaryota; Fungi; Ascomycota; Eurotiomycetes; Eurotiales; Aspergillaceae
Exons: 2
Coding region: 1-336 (111 amino acids)
Source: RefSeq, a predicted model, not a curated record